This is a messenger RNA of Heterobasidion irregulare TC 32-1, 639 nucleotides long. RefSeq lists its product as uncharacterized. The record is from RefSeq and is a predicted model, not a curated record. Gene Ontology annotation, cellular component: nucleus. NCBI's taxonomy places the organism in Eukaryota, Fungi, Basidiomycota, Agaricomycetes, Russulales, Bondarzewiaceae. The transcript has 5 exons. The annotation marks the transcript as partial. Gene Ontology annotation, molecular function: mRNA binding. Gene Ontology annotation, biological process: mRNA export from nucleus.
UGGGUGCACGACAGGGCGCCGGCGGGCGGCGUCGCGCGCGUGUCGUCGGGCGUAGCUACGACCGUGGCGGGCGCGGGCGCGGGCGCGCCGGCGCCGGCUGCGAACACGCGGUUGGUGGUGUCGAACCUGCACUACGAGAUCACGGCGAAGGAUCUGAUGGCUAUCUUCGGCCAAGUGGGCACGCUCACCCGCGAGCCAAUGAUCAGGUACGACCGCAGCGGCCGCUCGUCGGGCGCGGGGGUCGUCACGUUCGAGACGGCGAGCGAGGCGGCGCGCGCGAAGGACCGCUACCAGGGCGCGCUGGCAAAAGGUCAGCCGAUGGAGAUCGAGUACGAGGUGACGCAGAGGCGUCAUGUGCGGUCCGCGAGCGCUCCGUCGACGCUGAUGCAGCGGAUGCAAAAAGCGCCGCUCAUCGAGCGCCUCGGGCGGGCGGAGACGCAGGCGAAGCACCGCGGCGGGGGAGGGAUCGCGCGGGGACGCGGACGGGGGCGUGGGAGCGUCGCGACGGGGGCACCGCGCCAGAAGGCGGGGGAGAAGAGCGCGAGGGAGCUGGACAGGGAGCUGGACGCGUUCAUGGGGGACGGGGGGGUCGCGAAUUCGAAGGGCGCGGCGGCGGAUCAGGACGUGGAGAUGGCGUGA